Molecule: messenger RNA, 873 nt
Organism: Nicotiana tabacum (common tobacco)
Lineage: Eukaryota; Viridiplantae; Streptophyta; Magnoliopsida; Solanales; Solanaceae
Source: RefSeq, a predicted model, not a curated record
AUGGCACAAGGCCAUUUCAUCCCAUUUUUAGCAUUAGCUCUCAAACUAGAGCAGGAAAAAGGUUAUUCCAUAACCUUCAUCACCACCUCUCUCAAUAUCAUGAAACGCCGACCAUCUAUUCCACCACAUUCCUUCAUUCGUCUUCUUGAAAUUCCUUACGAUUGCACAUUCCACGGCCUCCCUCCCAACACUGAAUCCACCGAGAAUCUGCCACUUUCGCUCUUCAUCCGAUUCCUCGAAUCCACUCCCUCUCUCAAACCAGCCUUCACUAAAAUCAUGUCCAAUCUUUUUCUUGAAGAAAAUUGCUCUAGGCCACCACUUUGUGUCAUUUCAGACAUGUUCUUUUCAUGGACAGCUAAAAUUGCUCAUACAUUUGGAAUUUUUCAUGUUAUAUUCAAUGCUGGUGGAUGUUUUGAACCUAUGCCAUUUCCUCAGACCAUGUUUCAAGAAUGGCUAGAGACCGAUGGAAUGUUGUUUAAUACAGUGGAGGAUAUGGAUUUGAUGGGGUUGGAUUAUUAUAAAAAGCAAUUCCCUUGUCCAAUAUGGACAAUAGGACCAAUUGUUUCAUCAUUUGGUAGCAAAGCAAGAGCUGGAAAAUCAUCAGAAGCAGAAAGUAUUUCAAAGAUUUGUGCAAAUUAUCUUGACUCCAAAUCUCCAAAUUCAGUUCUUUAUGUAGCAUUUGAUUCUCAAUUAAUGAAAGCUCUUACAAAUGGAGUUCCAAUUCUUGGAUGGCCAAUGGGAGUAAAGCAGUCUUUUAAUGCAAAGAUGUUAGAGGAAGAUCUUAAAGUUUGUGUUAGAAUAAUGGCUAGUGGAGUAGUAAUUAGCUCUGAUAUAAAACAUAAGGAGAUAGUGAGGAAAAUUGAGAUUUUAUGA